GUUGCAUAUCGCCUCUCCGGAGCUAAACGGGACAGUGCUAUGAGGACUCUCUCCAAAAGUAAAACUUGCGAAGUGUACUGCGUAUCCGGGCAUGGACACCCAGGCUGCUCCGCUGCACAGGGAGAGGGGGAGCUCAAGGAGCCCACCCAAUGUCUGAGCCCCCCCACGAAGCCUGAGGAUCCUGCAGAGCAGAGGGAGGAGAGCGGUCGAGGUCCAGCCUGUGGGUACUGGAGGAGAUGGAUGUUAGGUCUCCUGCCUUUCUUUCCCUUCACUGCAGCCGUUGCACUGACAGUCCACUACUUAACAUCUCUGCCCUCCUCAGUGUUCUUCCUCGGUGGCAGCGUGGAGUUCUCAAACCUGAACUUCUCUUCAGAGCUGACUGACUCCACCUCCCCUCAGUUCCGCCUGCAGGCUCAGGCUUUGAACCAUUAUUUCUCUGAACUCUACGAGUCGUCCCCGUGGAGGUCUUACUACCUGCGCUCAGGAGUUACUGCCUUCAGUGAAGGAGCAGAGGGUCUCAAUGUUUUCUACUGGAGUAAAUUCUCUGCCCCGGACGAUGUUGCCAUGGCAAUCCGGAGGUCCAGCCCAGAGAGACUGCAGCGCAGACUUCCUGGCAGCACCAAGGUGUUGCGGGGCAGCCGCAACGAGCAGCGCUACUACAUGGAGCAAGAUGAUGACAUGCUCCACCUGCUGGGUUUGGACCCUGAUGACUUUGAAUCAGAUGAAAAAUCAGGCAAGAUUAAGAAUCCAAAUAGCAUCCAGAGCGGGAAGUGGCAGCUCGGUUUCCAAGCAAUGUCCUUUGACCUCUACGCCAAAUAUGGAAACAACCGCACCCUGAGCCUUGUGAGUCCCAAAAAGCCUUAUUACCAGUGGCGUCUACGCGUGCCAUCAGGUCAUGUGGUUCGGCUGGUCAUUCUCACCCUUCAUGGCGCCACACCAGGAAGCUGCACCGCUCACAAGCUCUCAGCCUACGACUUCCUGCUUCCUUUACAGAAUAAGAUCAUUGCCAGGUGGUGUGGGCUGCCCAUUUCGGGCUCAUCCCCCGUCAUGAAGCUGACAUCCUCUGGGAAUGUCAUGUUAGUCACCUUCUCCUUCAGCAGACAGAGGGACGGCGCAAUCUUCAAAGCAUACUUUCAGGCCAUUCCAAAAGCAGGAUGUGGAGGGUCAAUUUCUUCCUGGAAUGGCUCUAUUUCCUCACCCUACUACCCCUCUUACUACCCUCCUAAUGUAGACUGCACCUGGACCCUACGGGCACCGUUGCCUGGAUACCUGAUCUCCAUGACGAUCGUGACGAUGGAUAUUCAAGAGUCAUCGUCAUCGGACGACUGCGAGAAAGACUGGCUGGACAUUGGAGGGGUCAAACUCUGUAACCCGGUGUCAGACAGCAGCAAAAAGCGGGUCUACUCCUCUCCUCUCUCCCUCCACUUCCACUCCGAUGAAUCUCUCACUCACAAGGGCUUCUACUUACUCUACCGAGUCUUCUCUCCUGAGGGCACCUGUCCUCGUCAGUUUCGCUGUGGAGAUGGACGCUGUAUCCCUCUGAGGAAAGUGUGUGAUGGAGUCAAAGACUGCUCAGAUGGACGGGAUGAGGCUAAAUGCUCAUCCUGCAGGCCGGGGGAAGUGCUGUGUGGGAAUGGACAAUGUAAGCCUCAAAGCAGCCAGUGUGUGAGCCAGAGCUCCUGUGCAGAGAGCAGUGAAGAGGGCACUUGUGGAGGUAAAUGUUACCAUGUGUGCCCCAACAAAGUGUGUUUGCCAAAGUCUUCAGUGUGUGAUGGUGUCAUCGACUGCAAAGACCGCAGUGAUGAACUAAACUGCACCAGAUCGUACCUUAAAGGCUGCUCCUCAUCCACCUACAAAUGUGCUAAUGGAAAGUGUGUGAGCAAGGUCAACCCAGAGUGUGAUGGGGUCAAAGACUGCUUUGAUGGCUCUGAUGAACUGCGCUGUGGCUGUGGCACCAGGCCCAGGAAGCGUACUAAGAUAGUGGGCGGCUCUGAUGCUGCAGCAGGAUCAUGGCCAUGGCAGGUCAGCCUCCAGAUGGAUCGUUACGGCCACGUCUGCGGUGCCACGCUGGUCUCCAACCGUUGGCUCAUUUCUGCAGCACACUGCUUCCAGGACUCAGAUGCUAUUAAAUAUUCUGAUACUCGUGCAUGGCGGGCCCACAUGGGAAUGCGCAUGAUGACCACAGGGAACAAUGGAGCAGCUACCAGACCGAUCCGCCGGAUCCUUCUCCAUCCGCAGUACGACCAGUUCACCUCGGACUAUGACAUCGCCCUCCUCGAGCUCAGUGCUCCCGUUUUCUUCAGCGACUUGGUGCAGCCCGUGUGCGUCCCCGCCUCCUCACACACCUUCACCACCGGGACCAGCUGCUAUGUCACAGGUUGGGGUGUUCUCAUGGAGGACGGUGAGCUGGCCUCUCGCUUACAGGAGGCCUCAGUGAAGAUAAUUAACAGGAACACCUGCAACAAGCUGUAUGAUGACGCUGUUACUCCCCGAAUGCUGUGUGCCGGGAACCUGCAGGGUGGUGUGGAUGCCUGCCAGGGGGACUCAGGAGGUCCGCUAGUGUGUCUGGAGCGUGGCAGACGGUGGUUUCUGGCAGGAAUUGUGAGCUGGGGUGAGGGCUGCGCGAGGCAGAAUCGCCCUGGCGUCUACACACAGGUGGUCAAGUUCACUGACUGGAUCCAUCAGCAGACUAAAGGACAGGUGUGA
This is a messenger RNA of Scomber japonicus (chub mackerel), 2706 nucleotides long. RefSeq names its product suppressor of tumorigenicity 14 protein. The transcript has 19 exons. Lineage: Eukaryota; Metazoa; Chordata; Actinopteri; Scombriformes; Scombridae. Gene Ontology annotation, biological process: proteolysis; acrosome reaction. Gene Ontology annotation, molecular function: serine-type endopeptidase activity; protein binding. The record is from RefSeq and is a predicted model, not a curated record. The coding region runs from base 40 to 2706 and encodes 888 amino acids.